AUGGCUCGCGGACCCUGUGCAAAACGCCGCCGAUACGGGCCCGGACCCACUGACCGGCUGACGCCGGAGAGCAGCGGCCCCAUCUCGGCUCCGUUGGCUGCCCCAGCCGGUCCCGACUCGGCAACUUGCGAGCCUCUGCAUACCGACAGCAAACUCGUCUGCUAUGGCAUGAUCGAAAAGCUGCCCGUCACCUCUGCAGCCACCAUGACUGUCAUUAGCAACUCCUCUUUCGUCCGCGUUUACCUCAUCGACAACAGACUGGUUCACGAUGGCGCAUGCGUUGGAAGCUUGGACGACACUGCCGCCCAGGCUUUUUCCACGCUGGCCCGGGAAGACACGGUACACCUACAGCUGAUGGCCGAGGCAGCUCGGAGCCAAAGCUCGACAAGCCACAGCAAGAGAAUUGUUGCCUUGGCGUCUGUCAUCGUAUACGGGCCUCGAGAUCUCGCCGAUGACGUUGGCGGCUUCUUGGACCAGUGCAGAUACUAUCUCCAGGACCCCAUUAGCUGCGAGCACAAUGUGCCUUACAUUAACCCCCAUUGCUUGCCCGGCCUCUCGGAGCAUCCCAUCAACACGUUCGAUCUGGAGCAGCCCCACGGGUUGGGGCACUAUUUCUCCGCGUCAGCGUCGCUCAGAGCGCUCGAGGCUGCCGACGGCCUGCCAGAACUUGAGCAGCCGGCUGCGCUGAAAACAGAGCUCCGUCGCCAUCAAAAACAGGCUCUGUACUUCUUCGUAAACCGAGAAAACAGCAGUUGCAACAGUCAUGUCUGGCAAGCCAAGACAUCGGCAAAUGGCUCCUCCACCUACGUCAACACCAUCACUGGCGUAUCUCAAGAUGCAUCGCCACCCGCCUGGAGCGGUGGUAUCCUCGCCGAUGAAAUGGGUCUCGGCAAGACGCUGCAGAUGAUCGCUCUCAUCGCGGCCGGCAAGCAGCCCCAAGAGCAGUUUCAACCUCACAUUCUGAAGCCCAAGGCAGCUUUGAGACAGCCCUCUUGUGUUGCGAGGGCAACUCUUGUCGUCGUACCCUUGAAUGUCAUGGCUGUUUGGGAGAGCCAACUCGAGAGUCACUUGCACUCCGGGACUCUGUCCUGGGCCAGACACCAUCGCCAAAACAAGAUCUUGAACCCUCCAACAUCGGCCUGGCCCGAUAUCGUGCUCACCACAUACUCCACCGUACAGGCUGAGUUUAAGAGACGCGAAGGAAUGUGUGCGGGGGGCGUCCUUUUUGAUAAGUAUUGGCGCAGAAUUAUCCUCGACGAAGCCCACCAAGUGCGGAACCAGAUAGCAACGUCAACCGCAAUUGCAUCGCUCAAGGCUCUCUCGCGCUGGGCAAUCACCGGGACCCCAAUCCAAAACAGCGUCACCGACAUUGCGGGUCUUUUACGGUUUCUGCAAUUCCAACCGUAUGACGAUGCCAAGGCCUUUGACCACGACAUCGCCAAAUACUUUCGCGGAAAUGACAUUGCAGAGGGAACAAGGAGAUUGAAAGCAUUGUGCCACCCCAUCAUGCUCCGCCGCUCCAAAGAGGUGAUUGUGCUUCCUUCAAGGCAGGACCUUGUGCGGACUGUGAGAUUUUCCCCAGAUGAGAAGCGAGAGUACCGGAGAAUCGAAGGCGGAUUUCAGUCGUUCCUUGAUGACGAUCAGAGUUCGGGAAGAGUCCCGGCCCAGUUCAGCACAAUCCAGUUGAUCAACAAGCUGCGCGUAUUUUGCAACUUGGGCUUGGCAUCAAAGUCGACUACACUGGCAACCAGCAGGAAGCGCCCUGUAGUGACGCCCGGGCCUGAUUCUGCUGCAAGCAUUGUUGCGUCUGACGUCGCUCUAGGAGGCACCAUCUGCACCAAAUGCCGACAGAUUGUAGACGCAACCGACACGCAGGCUUCUUCGGAAAUCGCUCAAGGCGCUUACUUUUCUCAAUGCUGUCAGGUUUACUGUAACGCCUGUGCCGCCCUCGGCGGCUACAAAGCGGCCACGGGUUGUACAUGCAACGGUUACUCCCCCUGUCUGCUGCAAGCUGUUCCCUCGUACUUGAUGCAAAAGGCUCUCGAGGGACACUGCACUCCAGCCCAGCUUGGUCAAGGCAUAGUCUCGAGCAAGGUCAAUGCUCUCGUCCACGAGGUCUUGGCAAGUCCAAGUGAAAAAGGUGUCGUCUUCUCUUUUUGGAUCACCAGCUUGCGCAUGGUCCAAUGCGCUCUCGAAGAGGCCGGCAUCUGGUGCGUUCAAUUUGACGGGUCGGUGCCCCCUUCGGCUAGAAUCACGGCCAUGGAGCAGUUCCGCGCAGAUGACAACAUCAAGGUCAUGCUCGUCACGGUCUCUAGUGGCGGAGUUGGACUCGACUUGACGCGCGCUUCUCGGGUGCAUCUACUUGAACCUCAGUGGAAUCCUGCAGUCGAGAACCAGGCUCUUGCCCGCGUUCACAGGAUGGGACAGCAACAUCCUGUAGUUACAAUGCGUUAUAUCGUGGCCGAGUCCAUCGAGGAGUCGCCGAGGCUACUAAUCAUGGCAAGUCAAAGUUCGAGCAGGAAUGCGGCGCAACUGUCGGCCUUCCUUCUGGUCACCGAGGCUGUCGAGCGGUUCAAGGAGACGAAACAUGCCAAGCUCGACCGCUUUGUCCAGGGCUUGCAGAAGUAUGCCGGAAACAUUGAAGCCCUUAGCAAUGGAGUCAGCCCGUACCUGCCGUGGAUCUGGGCACCGUACAAGCUGAUGUUGCAGGCCACGUCCGACUACAUGUUGGCCUUCGACAAACUUAUCGAUGCAUAUGACAAGAUCGCCGGAACGCUUCCGCGCCUCAACUUACUGGCAGACACCUUCAAGGAUAGUCCAGCCAUGUUCGAGAAGCUGGCACUCUACUACGCCGAUGUGCUUGAAUUUCACAGAAGAGCUUACAAGUUCGUGAGGAGAAAAUCCUGGAAAUUCUUCUUUAUGACAACAUGGGCAAACUUUGACGUGCGGUUUAAUGCAAUCCUCGACAGUCUGGCUCGUCAUAGCACUUCGAUAAGCCAGGAAGCAACCACCAUCGACAUUGUCGAAGCUAAAAAGUGGAGAGAGACGAUGGCCGCUGAGACGGCCGCAAAGGAGAACGGAAGGCUAUUUCGUCAACGGUCCUCGGUGAUAUCUUGGCUUGACAUCGACCAACCAUCGCAAGAUGAUGACUGUGAACGGCUUUUGCAAGAUUGUGCCAAGGGUAGCUGCGACUGGAUGCGCAAAACCCCGAUGAUUGAAUCAUGGUUGAAGGCUGACACUAAGAACCCUGUGCUGUGGCUCCAUGGAAAGCCCGGAGCAGGAAAAACUGUCAUCUGUGCCAGCCUGCUCGACUCACUACAAGGCCGGGAGGAUAUCACACUUAUGUUUUACUUCUGCAAGUAUAACGGUCAUGAUUCAGCGCCCAAGGUUCUAAAAGCCUUUGUUCUAAGGCUCAUUGACAGCAACCCCAACCUAAUUGCUGUUGCAUUCGCCAACUUCGUGGAAAAAUGCCAGAAACCUUCCUUGAAGGUCCUCCGCGAAAUGCUCCGCGAGUUCGUCGACAAGGCCAUAUACCAUUUUGCCAAAUCCGAAAUACAGGAGCUUGUUGCCCAGAAGCCGUUUGCGGGUCGACGACAACACGACUGA
This is a messenger RNA of Hirsutella rhossiliensis, 3606 nucleotides long. Its product is annotated as DNA repair protein RAD5A. Lineage: Eukaryota; Fungi; Ascomycota; Sordariomycetes; Hypocreales; Ophiocordycipitaceae. The coding region runs from base 1 to 3606 and encodes 1201 amino acids. The record is from RefSeq and is a predicted model, not a curated record. Gene Ontology annotation, molecular function: ATP binding; ATP-dependent chromatin remodeler activity. The transcript has 16 exons.